AAUUAAGAGUUGUUUUUUUUUCAAAGUCUAACGUCGACCCUCCCGAUCCAAUGGUGCAUACACUCCUAAACAUACCAGCAGAAGUCAGGCUCAAGGCCCUUGGGUAUUUGAAGCCCACUGACUACUUGCAAGCCAGUCUAGUGUGCACACAACUGAGUGCCGACUGUGCCGAUGAGGACCUGAUCGCUCGUGUACUGUUUAAUGCUGUUCGUAAGAGUGUCUUCCACGCCAGGUACCACAAUGUAGGUGUGGACGACCUUAUCAUCACAUCUCUCUUCACCACAUCAAGACAAGAUGGAUUUGUAUACGAUGACAUCUGUGAGUACAUAGACGAACUCUAUCACACGUGUGUGGACACCCUGGGGAAGCCUCGUGUCCUAUUCGAACUGUUUAGAAUCUUGGAUCUAUAUUGUUCGGGUGCCUCAUGCAAACUUUAUAAACAGCCCGCACCCGACGGUGCUGAUUGCACACAACACCGUGCUGCUACCUCCUUGCCUGUCUUUCCAACAUCACGCGCUAUCUAUCUACUCGUCCUGCGUGCGUGUUACAUAGGCUGGGCGGAUGUGGUGCAAGUGUAUCUUGAGUUUGUCACCUCGCAUCCCUCCGAACACACUGUGUGCUUGGAUAUUCCCUUGCAACUGGCCUGCAAACACGGCUACACUAGCAUUGUACGUAUGUUAUUAAAACACGGCAAAGCAAAUCCGAACGCAGCCUUUGGAAAAGCGCUCUCCUUGGCAUGUGCGGGUGGUUACACAGCGAUUGUACAGCUACUGAUCGACGACGGGAGAUGCGAUCCAGCCCUGAGUGACAGUGAAAGUCUCCUCGAAGCCUGUUUUGAGAACCACAUAGACAUUGUGCGUAUAUUGUUGAGUGAUCGUAGGUGUGAUCCGGCAGCUGUGCAUAGUUUUGCGCUGGUCAAAGCCAUCAGCAAUGUGUACGUUGAUAUCGUAAAGCUACUACUGGAUGACAGGCGCGCGGACCCGUGUGCACUCAACUCCCGUACGUGGUGGGAGGCUUGUGGGAGUGGGAGCUUAGACGUGGUUCAUCUGUUAAUAGAAGACAAUCGUGUUGACAUGACUCGCGGACGAGCAUUAAAAGAAGCCGUUGCUGGAGGGCAAAUUGAGGUGGUCAGGCUAUUAUUAGAACAACAGCUGAUAGAUCCCAGCGACCCGCUAGUAGGGGAUAUAGUGCGCGUUGCGAGUGAGAAGGGAUACACGCACGUGGUGCGGUUAUUAUUAGAAGACGGUCGUGCAUUAGUACAUAAGGGCUUAGGCAAGGCAGUGUUGUAUGGCCACACGGAUAUUGUUAGGAUGUUGGUGAAUGACGGGCGUGCUGACGCGUGUCCUGCGAAGAUAAUGAUGAAGGCGAGAAGAAAGGGAUUUAACGAGUGCGCUCGAAUGGUUCUCUCAUACAAGCGGGGUCCCGCAACUGACGGUCCCAUUUUUGAUUGAAAGGUGUCACUCACACUGGAGAGUGUACUUGCUUUUCAACGAUACGUAGCGUAAUUGUGAAUUUAACGCUGAAGAACUAAACCAUCUAUGCCGAUA
Sphaeroforma arctica JP610 is the source of this 1547-nucleotide messenger RNA. RefSeq lists its product as hypothetical. The record is from RefSeq and is a predicted model, not a curated record. The transcript has a single exon. Gene Ontology annotation, molecular function: protein binding. NCBI's taxonomy places the organism in Eukaryota, Ichthyosporea, Ichthyophonida. Bases 51 to 1451 code for a protein of 466 amino acids.